Messenger RNA from Exophiala dermatitidis NIH/UT8656, 1648 nucleotides. Its product is annotated as peptidyl-prolyl cis-trans isomerase D. Bases 248 to 1369 code for a protein of 373 amino acids. Gene Ontology annotation, biological process: protein peptidyl-prolyl isomerization; protein folding. Gene Ontology annotation, cellular component: intracellular membrane-bounded organelle. The transcript has 6 exons. NCBI's taxonomy places the organism in Eukaryota, Fungi, Ascomycota, Eurotiomycetes, Chaetothyriales, Herpotrichiellaceae. The record is from RefSeq and is a predicted model, not a curated record. Gene Ontology annotation, molecular function: protein binding; peptidyl-prolyl cis-trans isomerase activity.
CACGCUCUCCUCCCCAUUGGCUGAGACUCAACCAGCACCGCGGCUCACUCAAAGUGGCUCCAAGGAACAUUCAAGAAGUUUUGUGAGAAACAGACAAAGUCGCGGCUGCGCUCAAUAAAUACAACGUCUCGGAUCAUCCUAAUACGGUUCAGGCAAUUGUUUUAUUCAAGUUCUUGAAUCAGUAUCCAAAUUCACCAGUUGGCAACUCUUCGCACAUAGACAUACCCAUCCUUGCAUUGCUACCAGCAUGGCGGGCUCACAAAGCGGGAGACCUCGAGUCUAUUUCGACAUCGAGAUUGGCGGAAGGAAAGAAGGCCGCAUUGUAUUCGAACUUUUCAGCGAUGUUGUUCCCAAAACUGCAGAGAACUUCCGUGCACUAUGUACUGGCGAGAAAGGGAUCGGCAAGUCCGGCAAGCCACUGAGCUACAAAGGUUCAAUCUUCCACCGAGUGAUCAAAUCCUUCAUGAUCCAAGGUGGUGACUUCACAAACUUCAACGGCACCGGAGGAGAGUCCAUCUACGGCGAGAAGUUCGACGACGAAAACUUCGAGUUGAAGCAUGACCGACCCUUCCUGUUGUCCAUGGCCAACUCUGGGCCAGGCACCAAUGGCUCGCAAUUCUUCAUCACGACCGUCCCAACCCCUCAUCUCGACGGAAAGCACGUUGUAUUUGGCGAGGUCCUCAACGGGAAAAACAUCGUCCGCAAGAUCGAGAACCUUCCCACACAGUCAGACAAACCGGUCGGCGGCGACGUGGUUGUAGUGGACUGCGGACAGCUAGAGGGUGAAAAUUACGAGAAGGCGACUGAGAAAGCUCCCGACGCAACCGGUGAUCCAUAUGAGGACUUCCCCGAGGAUCAAGGCCAGGACCUCAAGGGCGAGGAGUACUACAAGAUCGCGCUGGACCUCAAGGAAUUUGGCAACAAAGCAUACAAGGCGGGCGACCUCGAGACAGGCAUUGAGAAGUACCAAAAGGCACUGAGAUAUCUCAACGAAUACCCGGCAGCCUCCGAGAACGACCCCAAGGACCUUCAGAGCAAUAUGGACCACUUACGGUUUACGCUACACAGCAAUUCGGCGCUACUGGCCAACAAGUCCAAACGUUAUGCGGAAGCACAGAAGUGGGCUUCGUUUGCCAUUGAUGCCAUUCCCAAGGACGCAAAGGACACCGACAAGGCCAAAGCAUAUUUCCGACGCGGCCAGGCCCGGGUUGCUCUGAAGGAUCUGGAGGAAGGACUCAAGGACUUUGAGGAGGCGGCCAAACUGGCUCCUGAGGAUGCAGCGAUCAAGGCCGAGCUUGCCAAGACGAAGAAGACGUUGCAAGAGAGCAUCAAGAAGGAAAAGGAGGCCUACAAGAAGUUCUUUGGGUGAAAAAAUAAAGAACGAAAGGCCGGCCGAACUGAGUGCUAAGUUGCGGUUUGCAGUUUGCAGCUCGCAGCGAGUUGUGUCUUCUCGGCUGCUUGUACGAAGUUGAAAGCAUGUUCUAAUGAAGGACUCUCAGACACUGCAUUCUAAUGGUGGACGGGCAUGGCUGAUGAUGAUGGCAUUUCUUUGGCUCAUUCUGACCGGAUGUGCAAAAGGCGUUUAUGCGAGUGGAGGGCUCCCAGUUCACUACUUUGCUGACGGUGGGGGGGGGGGGGUGUUGAAGCA